Molecule: messenger RNA, 4395 nt
Organism: Myodes glareolus (Bank vole)
Lineage: Eukaryota; Metazoa; Chordata; Mammalia; Rodentia; Cricetidae
Source: RefSeq, a predicted model, not a curated record
UCUAGCUCCAGGUCCGCCAUGUUGCUUCCGGUUUCCACCGAGGUUGGUACCGGGUCUUUUAGCCCUACGUUCUUCCGGUAAAAGCCACACAGAAGCUGACGCCAGACACCAAGCUGUGAUUGCACGGUCCUCUCAUGUCUGAAAGCCUUAGGACAAUGGACACAUCUGAGGAAGAGGCGCAUCAAGCUCCCCUUGUCAGAAUGGAAGUCGUAUCCUCCAUUUUUUUUCCUUGUAUAUGAUAUUGAUGCCAAUCUACCUGUGGCUUUGAGGUAUCAGUCCAUCAUGGCAAUGAUGGCAGGUUGGAGUGGCUCCAUCAGUGGAGGUGAGAGUGUGAAGAGGAGCAGCUGUUCACACCAUGGCAGACCUGGAACCUGAGAGAGAAGUGGGAACCAGGGGCAGGGGUUGGUGUCAUUCGAGGAUGUCUCUGUGGACUUCACUUGGGAGGAGUGGCAGGACCUGGAUGAUGCUCAGAGGAAGCUCUACAGGGAUGUGAUGCUGGAGACCUACAGCAGCCUGCUGUCCUUGAAUCGGUGUGAUCCAAAACCUGAGUUGAUCCUGAAGUUAGAACAAGAAGCUGGGCCAUGGAAAGAAGAUGUCUCAAACCAGAGCCUCCCAGAUAUGCAGCAUGUGAAUGACCCGAAUGAGAUCAGCCAGGAUAAUCAAAAGAUGUGUGGAUGCAAUCUGGUAAUUGCCAAGAGCAGCACAUCAGCUGAGCAGAGGGCUAAAGCAGGAAAACCAUUUACUAGCUCAAGCUGUAUUUUGAGGCUGGCUGUAAAGAAUGACGUGUCUUCUGGAAUGAGACCUGGGACACGUAAUAUGUGGGCUGAUGUGCUCCUCCCUAGUGAGCCCAGUGAGGUGCAGGUGGUAAAGGAACUUGACAUUCCGAUUGUGACCAGGGUGUCCCCCAGACUUCCUGAGCCUCUCAGUCUGUAUCACAGUCCUAAAUGUGAAGAACAGCACUUGCAGUGUCAUGGGCACAGUGAGGCUUUCCACACGAAGAGAGUGUGGCUACAGGACACAUUUCCUAUCAGAGAUCCCUCCAGUAAAUUGAGGAACUACAGGAAAGGAUUAGAAAAGUUAGCUCUUCCUGGUCUAGGGGGGACCCAGGUACAGGAGCAAACUUUUGAAUGUAAAAUGUGUGGGAAAUUGUUCUAUAGAAAUUCUCAUCUCACACAGCACUUAAAAACCCACAAAGAAAAGAAAUAUUUUAAAGGUAAUGAUUGUGGGCCAAUAUUCAGUAUACAAUCAAACCUCCUCAAACAUCAGAGUUUACAUGUGGGAGAAGAGCCUUAUACAUGUAAUGAAGAUGAGAAAUACAUUUGUCAGAAAUCAGAAAAGAGUGUGCAGCAGAGCAUCAUAGGGGAUGGGAGGAACGUGUAUGGGAAAACUGUUGAUUCAAAAUUAAAUCACAGUGUUCAACAGAACCCUCACAAGGCUGAGAAAUCCCAUGAAUACAGUAUAUCUGGAAAGACAAUUAGUAAGUCAGACCUCCAGCUUGAGCUAGCACACAGAUAUGAGAAAGCGUAUGAAUGUAAUACUUGUGGGAAAACCUUCAACCACACACCAGGUUUCUACUUGCAUCCGAGAGCUCACACAGCUGAGAAACCCUAUGAGUGUAAAGACUGUCAGCAGUCAAAACUCAUUGUGAAUCAGCAAACCCCCACGCAGGAAAAACGCUACGUGUGUAAUGUGUGUGGAAAAGCCUUUUACAAAAGAGCCCACUUACAUGCGCAUCAGAGGACUCACACAGGUGAGAAGCCUUAUGACUGUAAGGAAUGUGGGAAAUCUUUCAGGCUGAAGUCAUUUCUGGUUGUACAUCAGAGAAUUCACACGGGUGAAAAGCCCUUUGCGUGUACCACAUGUGGGAAAAGUUUCAAGCAGAGGACAAGUCUCUACACGCACAUAAGAAUUCAUACAGGUGAGAAACCCUAUGAAUGUAAAGAAUGUAGAAAAUCUUUUAUUCUUAAGUCAUACCUCACUGUACAUCAGAGAACUCAUUCGGGUGAGAAACCCUAUGAGUGUGAUGUAUGUGGAAAAUCCUUUAAGCAAAAUUCCCACCUUCAUGCGCAUAAGAGAACUCACACAAAUGAGAAACCCUAUGAGUGUAUAGUGUGUGGCAAAAGUUACAAGCAGAGCCCAAGCCUCUAUACACAUAAGAAAAUCCAUACAAGCGAGAAGCCCUAUGAAUGUAAACAGUGUAGGAAGUCAUUUAGUUUGAAGUUUCAUCUCACCAGACAUCAGAGGACGCACUCGGGUGAGAAUCACUACCAGUGAAAUGUGUGUGAUGAGCCUUUAAGUCGAGUUCACAGCUGUGUGCAUCAGAGAGCUGACCCGGAGAGACCCUGUGAAUGGAAGAACGCAGAACAGCCACCACUAGUCAUCCCGCGUUUCUCGGGAGCUCUCCUGCGGAGAAACUCCACCCGUGUUGUGUGUGUGGAAAGGCCUGCCAGAUGUCAAGCUGGUACACGUAUCAGAGAAUUCACGCAGGUGACAGACUUUUAUAAUUAAGAAGAAAAUAUUCCAGCCAAAGAUAGAUCAGAGAACUCACAAACGUGAGAAAUCUUAAGAGCAUAUAAAUGUAAAAAAUAUCUCAACCAUAGAUAUAAUUCACUGUGCAGUAAAACACAUAUAAAUGGAUGAAACGUUGAAAAACCUUUCUCUAGAUAUCAUAUCUCAUCAGUCAUUAGGUAAUUUAUGCCCUAUAAGGAAACCCUAUGAAUGUAGAAAAUCCUUCAACCAUAGGUCAUUCUUUACUGCAUACCAAAGAAGACACAUGGGGACACCUCCAUGAAUUGUUUAUGUGCAGAAAACAGGUACUCAAGACAAACGUCCGUGUCCACCUGAAAACUCAAAACUGAGAAACUCUGACUCUAAAUACUGUAGGAAAUAUUUCAGCCAUAAGCUAUCUGUUGCCGUACAUGAAAGAAGUCACAUAGGUGAGUAACCCUAAACACAUAGGUGAGUAUAAUGGAAGCAGGGAACCCUUUAAGAGAUGUCAGGUCUCUUUGCAUUAAAGAACUUGCACUGCUGAGGAACCCCAAGACUAUCUACAGGGAAAUGCCUUUUCCAGUAGGCAGUCCGCUCUACAUCAGUGACUGGCUGGAAGCACAUGAGUAAUGUGUGUGGGAAACCCUCUUACUGGAUGUCAGCAGAUGUAAUCACUGUGUAUCUGGAAGAUCCACAUCUCUAAGUCAGACCUCAGGAAGCAUUAGAAUUAUCACAGAGACACUGUAAAGCAGAUAAUAAUGUGGGCAGUGUUUCCAAGAAGUGGCUCAGCAGGAUUCAUCCCACAGAGUCCUUAAGUUUAGGAAGCAGAGUCCCAUGGGCUCCCCAAGAUUUAUUUUCUUUGCUGCACUCAUAAGCCUGUGCUUUACAGUCCAUUUCUGUUUGUGAGACGUCGUGCUAAGCUCUUUAGUGGAAUGUAAAUACACAUGUUCUACUUAUUUCUAUCCCACUAUCCCCAAAAUCUUACAACAAACUCCACCUGGGUGCCCAUCCAUAGUUGACCUGAAGUGCACAUAACCUCUAGCAUGUUUGGGAGCCAUGUGGAGAAGAGCACUGUGGCUCAGGAAUGCUGUUUGUCCUGAGAGCUGUGAUCCUCCUGCCUGUUUCUUCCAUCUCUCUAGUGUAUGGAAGGGAGAUCUGCACAAUCUGUAAUAGGGCAGGCCCACAGCCUUUAGUUUUCUCUAGGAGGUGAGUGAGACAAAUAAUCUUUUUAGAAAGUUAUCAGGAGAGAGAUCCUUGUUGUCACUCUUCAUUUUCAUGCUGCUUUGUGGGGAGAAGAAAUCCUGAUAAAAUUCCCAUAAAUACCGAGUGUUUCUGGUAGGGAUCUCCACUAAACAGAUCAUGGUAUGAACUUUUUUUUUAUGUGAAACCUCUCAACAAAAAUUCCGUCAGGUUUCAAAAAUCCUGACCAGGGAAAAUUAUCACUAUGGAAUCUGUACAUUAAUUUUUUAAUGGUAAAUCUCAUAUUCCAGUUUUUCAAAAUCUGUGUGCCAGGAGAUGAAUAUUGGUAAUGCUGCCUAUCAGCAGGCAUCAGUCUCUGUCUGGGGUCAUUUGUGAUGUUAUAAUCAGAGUUUGGGAGAGGCCAGUGGCACAUGCAGGGGUAUAGCUGACCAGCCUGCAGUGUGUUGGGUAGUACACUCGUGUAUGUAUGGUGCAUGGAUAUGAGUGCAUGGAUAUCAAUCGUGGUCCAUGAUGAGACUUAGCAGAAGGGACUUUCCAUGGCUUUAUGUUACAAUGAACAUUGAUAUUUCCUACAUUUGAUGCCCAUCUGGCCUCUUUAUAUCUUCCUAGCCUCAGACAUUGUAUUAUAUACCUUCUUAAUCUUGUGUCAUCUAAAUGUGUAUGACAGUUAUUACUGGCUCAAGUAAAUAAAGGUUAUUCUUUUCCUAA